AUGUCGUCAGACGCCCGUGUUCCGGCCUGGAAACGGUUGGGCCUCAAGCUUAAAGCCGGCGCCGAUACCCAAGCAGACAGCGCUGCUCCCUCACAAAAGAGCAUUGCCUCUCCCGAUACAACCCCUUCUGGCUCGGCCAAGAGAAAAUCCUCGGGACCAUCUGCGCAGGACCCCUAUGCGAAAAAACCGAGAAGGGAAGACACCAACAACGCAACGACUGCGAAAACGAAACCCAAAACUCCCAAAUCCGUAUCGUUUGCUGCCGAGACCGAGGAGCUCGCCCCGCCGAAGCCUGCGACCAACGGCCAAAAGGUUCCCAAGAGGCAGAAGCAGAAGUCGGAAAAGCCCAUAACCGAGACGCCCAAGGGCACGCAGCCCAAUACCGCCGUCAAGCCCUUGGUCAAGAAGCAGAACGCCGUCGCCAACUUGCAGUCCGCCAUUGAGUACCUGCGGCAGUGGCAUACCGCGCGUGACUCUUGGAAGUUCAACAAGAACCACCAGACGAGACUUCUCGAGUACGUCUUUUCCGACGAGACGACCAUCCCUGCCGUCGACAUCAACGUCUUCUACGAGUAUAUUAGGCCCUUGAAGGGCUUUGUCAGGAAACGCUUGCGCCAGACCGCGGCCGAGGUCAAGAGCAAGGACAUGGAAAAGGGAAGCGAGGCUUUCUCCGCCUCUGGCAAAGAGGCAGCUGCUAGGAAGCAACAGGAAUAUGAAGGUGUCAUUGCAGGCUACCUCGAACAAGAGAGGACGCCGGGGAAGAGGAGGUUUGAGGAGAUGGACUACGUCCUGCGAACUGCCGACAUGGAGAUGCAGAGGCGAGUCGUGAAGCGCAUGCGUGCGGAGAUGAUCCUCGACGAGCUUCCAGAAUCUGACGACUCUGAGAGUUCGACGGGUACGGCCACCUUGACGGAGACAGAGACGGAGACGGAAAACACGACCGGCGAGGGCUCGGCAGAAGGACAGGCCGCAAAUAGCGAAGGUGACAAGAGGAUAAAGCUGAACGACGGCUCGCAGCGCAGAUUACGAAGAAACAAAGUGCGAACAGCCGAGGUGGAAGACGACUCAAGCAGCUCCUCCGAGGAUGAUUCGGACUCGGAAUCAGACACCACCAGCAGUGGUAGCGAAUCCUCAUCAGACGACGAGUCAGACUCGGAAAACGCCAUGGAUGUCGACCCGGCACGAAAUGAAGAAGAAACAUCGUCAAGCAGUAGUUCUUCGUCAUCCGAAUCAGAUUCAGAUUCUGACGAUGACUCUAGUGAAGAGGAAGCAUGA
This is a messenger RNA of Pestalotiopsis fici W106-1, 1275 nucleotides long. RefSeq lists its product as uncharacterized. Bases 1 to 1275 code for a protein of 424 amino acids. The transcript has a single exon. NCBI's taxonomy places the organism in Eukaryota, Fungi, Ascomycota, Sordariomycetes, Amphisphaeriales, Sporocadaceae. The record is from RefSeq and is a predicted model, not a curated record.